UCUCAGAGAGCAGAAAUGAGUUUGAUAUCAUUUACUUCAAGGAUACAAACAUUUAUGUGAAAUAAAACUUUUUUUUUUUCUAUGAAUAUAUCAUCCAUAGUAUUCUAGUGAAAACCAGAAAUACUUCUAAACAUUACAAAUUGUGUCUACUUUCAUAUGAGCUUCACCACUGUGGAGUGAGACAUGACAAGGUAAAAAAAACAAAAAAAAACAAGUGAAAAUCCAUUAUUUUGGUGUCUGGUUAAAAAAAGUUAAAAGAAUAAGGUAAGAUUUAAAGUAAGCAGCUUUUGAGAUCUGCAUAGUUUGGCUUAUUUUCUUGUGUUGUGGAGGCAGGAAGUUAACGAGGGUUUGUCAAAACAGCUGCCAUCUUUGAUUUUCAUGCCAGGUGACUUUAAUCUACACAACCAUCGUUACUCCAAGCUGUUAGAAACUGCAUCGUGGAGCUGUGAUACCUGGAACGCUGUACAGUAGAGUCCUGAGGAACAUGUACUUCCUGCACACCAUUGAGGAAGAUGAAGAACCUGAGGAACUGCAGGAAUCUGAUGGAGGAGGCCAGAUGGAGGCAGGUGAAAUGUCGCUACAUGCUGAAGUUCUUAUUAAACGGAUGUAGAAUUGAACGUCACUGUGGUUCAUUAGGCAUCAGAACGUCGAGACACGAAACUGACUCGGAGGCAUACAAAGCCGACAUGGUUCACUCUGAGAAAGUUACAAUCUCGGAGGGACUGAGAAGACCAAGCAAUGAACUGAAUAAGAGACUCAGCUCAUCAACAGCAAGAAACCUGAGGAGAAGUAGCUCUUCACCAGCGACAAGGUCUAAGAGAGGAAGCUCUUCAGCAUUCGGAAGCCCUAACAGAAGGAAAAUUUCAACACCACAGAGCUCUAAAGGAACGAGUUCAACAGUACCAGGAAGUUCUCGGAGAAGGACCUCCUCAGCACUACAUGACGUUUUGAGAGAUACUUCUGCAGGACCCAGAAGAGUGGGGAAGAGAGAUGGACAAAAGAUAUCUUCUGUGAAGGGGACUGGUGAAAAAGAGCCAUCUACAUCAUCGAGACAGAGACGCAGACAACGUACACACCCGACUCCUGAGCAUGACAACCUUCCUGCUCCUCAGUGGGUCAUCGAUCUGAUGCUUGACAUUGAGGAAGCCACCAAGCACAAGCUGACCGUGGAGUAAAAAUAAAAAUAUUCUCACAGUAUUACAGGCUGCAGGUGAAGUGAAGAGUGAGGACGCAGUCAAUCCUAUAUUUUUUCCCUUUUCUUUAACACUAUCAUAAAAUGAUAUGUAAAUCAUUAUAAACAAUUGUGAAGCAGUUAA
Molecule: messenger RNA, 1316 nt
Organism: Tachysurus fulvidraco (yellow catfish)
Lineage: Eukaryota; Metazoa; Chordata; Actinopteri; Siluriformes; Bagridae
Exons: 5
Coding region: 513-1175 (220 amino acids)
Source: RefSeq, a predicted model, not a curated record